Phyllopteryx taeniolatus (common seadragon) is the source of this 1214-nucleotide messenger RNA. It is a transcript of the gene commd2, whose product is annotated as COMM domain containing 2. NCBI's taxonomy places the organism in Eukaryota, Metazoa, Chordata, Actinopteri, Syngnathiformes, Syngnathidae. The transcript has 6 exons. The record is from RefSeq and is a predicted model, not a curated record. Bases 110 to 721 code for a protein of 203 amino acids.
AAGACUAAGCGUAGUAGGGGGGAAGUCGUGACAGACUUCCGGGUUGCUGCAGAUUUCUUGUCGAGCGCAUUUGGAUUUGUGGCCGUUCAAACUUGCACUUGGAGGCAAUAUGCUGCUCGUUUUGUCCGAAGAACAUAAAGAACACCUCGCCUUCCUCACCAAAGUGGACGCGGCAGUGGUUGGAGAGUUUGGCCGCAUCGCCCUGGAGUUCCUAAGGAGAGGAAUCAGCCCCAAAGUCUACGACGGAGCUGCCAGGAAGCUGUCGGUGCCCGUGGAAACGGUGCGGCACGGCGUGGAGGCUCUCAUGUACCUCGUCACCCAGAGCUCCAAACACACGUUGUCCGAGGUGGACUUUGUGGACUCAGUGUUGUCUUUGGAAUUUGGUGACGAGCUUAACCAGAGCCUCCUUCAGCUGUACCUGCAGCAUCGCAGUGAGAUCCGCGGCAUCUUGAGUCUGGUGCCCUCCAGCAUGCCCGCUUACCACAACCUGGAGUGGAGGCUGGAUGUACAGUUGGCCAGUCGCUCCCUCCGCCGGCAGGCGGCGCCCACGUUGACCACCAGGCUGCACCUGACGCACGGGCACGGUUCCGGCACGGAGGUGCGCGGCCGGGUUCUCCGCGUGGACCUGGGCUCCCUCCUGCACCUCAUCUCCAUCCUGGAGGGGGCGCUCGGGGCCUUGAAGAGCACGCACGCGAGACGCAUCCUACGAAACAUCAAAUAAAACCCGUGCGGAUUUGUCGGGACCUUUGCUGCUAUUUGGCAGAAUAAGAUUGAAAUAUGAAAAAGGUCAAUAUCGGCCGGGCCCGAAUCAGGACACUCAAAGGCUGCUUGUUUUUGUACUUUUUUCAUGUGCAUGACAGAAAAUGUGACUUCAAAGUUGCCUGUACACUUGUUAAUAAAUGUUUUAUGAUGGCCACAGUCCUGGAAUAGAUGACUUUAUAUCUAUUACCGAAGGAAACUCUUUCUUCUGUUCUUGUUGGAAGUUGGUACCGCGUGGCUGUUUCCACUGCUAACAACAAUCAAACGGGCGACUUAGCGUGUUAACAUGUUUAAAAGGAAAUAAGUGCGCUCAAGGUUCCCCAUUGAUUAUUUGAAACAUUCGGAUUCAUUUGACUCUGUAAUCGGCCUUUCGCUAGCUAUGAAAUCAAGUUGUCAAUUUAAAGAUCCGAAGUGUCAUUUUAGCGUGAUUACAUUAAAUAAAGUUGAAGGAUUUU